AUGUCGGGACCUUACCAAGGCUAUCCUCCAUACGGCGGCUCAUCUCAACACCAGAACAAUCCAUCAUCUCCAUACUCCAGGCCUCCGCCAUCUACACCAUACCCCGCAUCGCAGCAAUCUCAGCAGCCCCAGGGCUAUGGCCGCCCGCCUCCACCCCCACCACAAGGCCAGCCCUAUGCCGCCGCUAGUUCGCCCUACCCAGGUCAGCAACCGGGACAGCCCUAUGCUUCUCCUAGCUCGCCUUAUCCUGGUCAACAGCAAGCUCCUCCACAGGGAUACCCCGGACAGCAGCAAUACACCGGCCAGCCGCAAUAUCCUGGACAACAGCAAUAUCCCGGACAACAACCCUACCCCGGACAGCAGCCGCCAUAUAACCAGGCACCGCCCUACCCUUCCCAGGGAGCCCCAUACCCCGGUGGCCAGGGCCGUCCUGGACCCUCGCCAGGACCACCAAGUGGACCACCACCAGGCCAGUAUGGCCCACCCGGUGGCGCUCCUCCGUCUGCAGCUCCCCCAGCCACUCAGCAACAGGUCGCAGCUUACCGAUCGCUUUUGAUUUCUACCAUUCAAGAGAAGAAUCUCCAAAGCUUCUACCCUCCGGAGCGACUGGACCGACUUGUUCAGUCGCUUGCCGCUGAAGCCCCUGGCAAGCUCAAUAGGUUGAUUCAUGAAUGGGCUGUGCCCAUGGAGGUUGCGACCGAUGUCAUGAAACUCUCGCUGUUCGACGUGGUUCUCUAUGUCGAUGACAGUGGAUCUAUCGAAUUUGAAGAGAAGGGACUCCGAAAGGAUCAACUGAGACAGAUUCUGGGUAUUGUAGCUACUGCUGCAUCUACCUUUGACCAGGACGGUAUUUCUGUCCGAUUCAUGAACUCCAGUGAGAAGGGCGAUGGCAUUCGCAACGCUGAAGAUGUCGACCGCCUGGUGUCUCGAGUCCGUUUCUCAGGCCUGACCCCCCUGGGCACCAACCUGAGGAGCAAAGUCAUCGACCCGAUGCUCGUUCAACCCGCCCAGGCCAACCGUCUCCAGAAGCCCCUGCUGGUGAUCACCAUCACCGACGGACAACCUGCUGGCGAGCCUCACGGUACUGUGGGUGAUGUCAUUCGCUACGCGGUGGAGGAGACGUCGCGGAGCCGUUAUGGCCCCGGUUCUGUAGCCUUCCAGUUCUCGCAGGUGGGAACUGAUCAGCGGGCUCGCGACUUCUUGGGCUCUCUGGACGAGGACCCUCAUAUUGGCCAUCUGAUCGACUGUACCUCCAACUUCGAGGUUGAGCAGGAUGAGAUGUCGCGUGCUAACCCACCAGUGCAUCUCACUCGCGAGCUUUGGUGCGCCAAACUGAUGCUCGGCGCUAUCGAUUCCUCUUACGACACCAAGGAUGAGCGAGAGAAUGAACGCCGUGGUGCACCUCCACCAGCAUCAACAAGCCAGUACGGAGGAGGGUACGGCCAACCUCCGCCACCCCAGGGCCAAGCUCAGCCUCCGUAUGGUCCGCCUCCUGGUGCCCCACCGGCUUCGUACGGUUCCCAGCCGGGCUACCCACCGCAGGGUGGUCAAUACCAACAGCCUCCGCAGCAGCCGCCCUAUCAGGGAACACGGGGUGGUUAUGGCCAACAGCCGCCACAUGGGUAUGGGUCCCAGCCUGGACCUGGCUACCAGUAUGGUGGACAGCCGCCACGCUAUUAA
Penicillium egyptiacum is the source of this 1680-nucleotide messenger RNA. NCBI's taxonomy places the organism in Eukaryota, Fungi, Ascomycota, Eurotiomycetes, Eurotiales, Aspergillaceae. The record is from the annotation of a GenBank genome assembly.